AUGUACAGACACUUUCUAAUCUAUACAGCUCUCCCUACAACAGCCGCUUCUAUCCCUGCCUCCCCAACAUCCUCAACAACCAAGAUCGCCACCUUGAUCUCCCCGGCACCUGACCUCUCUCCCCUCUUCUCUCCCCUCCUCUCUCCCUUCUCUCCCCUCCUCUCUCCCUUCCUCCAUCCCCUCUUAUUUCUCCUCUCCUCUCCUCUCUCCUCUCCCUUUCUCUUCUCUGUCCUGCCGCUCUGUCCUGCCGCUCAGCCAUCCGCUGCUCUCCUUUCGAUUGAACAUUCAUCAGACGAUUCGGACCACAGGUUAGAGAAGGCUAAGAAUGGCGAAGAGGAAAGCGUCGACUUUCUGCUGAUAGAGAAGAUGCGACCUGUUGCAGGUGCUGCCUAUGCAACUGAGAAGCCAGAAGAGGUUAUUCAUGGUGAGGAGACUUUCGAUGUGCGCGAAUUACCCUUUGACACCCUUGGUUAUAGAAUGUCGGUUUCUCUUCCGAACCCUGAGAUUUUCUUGUGCAACUACACUCAUGAGCUGUCGCACUACUCGGACGCACAGCAUGUUCACCUCACCACAAGUUGUCUCGCAGAUAGUUUGUAUAUCCAAUUGCUCAGCUGAGCUAUGGAUUCAAC
Messenger RNA from Suillus fuscotomentosus, 629 nucleotides. RefSeq lists its product as uncharacterized. Lineage: Eukaryota; Fungi; Basidiomycota; Agaricomycetes; Boletales; Suillaceae. The coding region runs from base 1 to 615 and encodes 204 amino acids. The record is from RefSeq and is a predicted model, not a curated record. The transcript has 3 exons.